Messenger RNA from Diprion similis, 2033 nucleotides. Its product is annotated as glycerol kinase-like. Bases 152 to 1810 code for a protein of 552 amino acids. Gene Ontology annotation, biological process: triglyceride metabolic process; glycerol-3-phosphate biosynthetic process; glycerol metabolic process. Gene Ontology annotation, molecular function: glycerol kinase activity. The transcript has 10 exons. Lineage: Eukaryota; Metazoa; Arthropoda; Insecta; Hymenoptera; Diprionidae. The record is from RefSeq and is a predicted model, not a curated record. Gene Ontology annotation, cellular component: mitochondrion.
ACUAGGCAGAUACCAGACAGCUGACCCGUGACCGUAUUGAUCGUAAAAGCCGGUGACUUCAUAGCAGAAGGCAUAACCUGUUUUCAUUGAUAAGUAUAAAAGAUCUCUGCAUGGUACUCUACAAGUAAACAAUUGUUAAACAAGACCGCAAAUGAAUAAAAAUGAGUCAAUGAGCAGAUACGGCCCACUAGUAGGUGCUAUUGACGCAGGAACCGGCAGUUGUAGAUUUUUGGUAUUCGCGGCAGAGACUGCUGAGGUUUUGACCUAUCAUCAAGUAUCCAUAUCGCAGUCUUACCCCAAAGAAGGAUGGGUUGAGCAAGAUCCGGUGGAGAUAAUUAAAGCGGUGAAAGAAUGCUUAGAUCAAACAGUUUCCAAUUUACAACAGCUGACGAUAGAUCCUUCAGACAUCGUUGCUAUAGGUGUUACAAAUCAAAGGGAGACUACAAUCGUCUGGGACUCGCUAACUGGAGAACCAUUGUAUAACGCAAUAGUAUGGAUGGACAUGCGUACAACCAGGAUCGUUGACGAUAUCCUUAAGAAAGUACGCUUUCAAAACAAAAAUUACCUGAAACCUUUGUGCGGACUGCCGAUCAGUCCAUAUUUCAGCGCACUUAAGUUAAAAUGGCUUUUGCAAAAUGUUACGAGGGUACAGGAAGUAGUCGCCGAAAAACGAUGUAUGUUUGGCACCGUUGAUUCCUGGAUUAUUUGGAACUUGACCGGAGGAAUAAACGGCGGUGUGCACAGCACGGAUGUUACCAACGCAUCGAGAACAAUGCUGAUGAACAUCGAGACUUUGAAAUGGGACCCGGUGCUCUUGUCAUUUUUUGAUAUUCCACAAGAAAUCUUACCCCAAAUACGUAGCUCCUCAGAAAUUUAUGGUCACAUUCAAGAAGGAUCGCUUAGAGGAGUUCCCAUUUCAGGGUGUUUGGGAGAUCAGCAAUCAGCAUUGGUCGGACAAAUGUGUCUGCAACAAGGGCAGGCUAAAAGCACUUACGGCACAGGCUGCUUCCUUCUUUACAACACAGGAUCCGCAAUAAUCGAUUCGUCUCACGGAUUGUUAACAACAGUUGCCUACCAAUUUGGCCCUGAUGCUCAGCCUGUAUACGCACUAGAAGGAUCAGUGGCGAUAGCUGGGGCAGUGAUACGAUGGCUAAGGGAUAACAUGGGUAUAAUAUCGGAUGUGAAUGAGUGCGAGUCGAUAGUGCGCCAAGUUUACAACGAUAAUCGCAUAACUUUUGUGCCAGCAUUUGCUGGCCUCUAUGCCCCCUACUGGAGAAAAGAUGCUCGCAGCGUGAUAUGCGGAAUCACAGAGGACACAAACAGCGGGCACAUAGUCAAGGCAGCUCUGCAAGCUGUGUGUUUUCAGACGAGAGACAUUUUAGAGGCAAUGAAAAAAGACACUGGUUUGGUACUGUCGAAACUCUUAGUUGAUGGCGGUAUGACGGCGAAUAAUCUACUCAUGCAAAUGCAGGCGGAUAUUUGCGGUAUACCCGUGGUCAGGCCAUUGAUGUGUGAAACAACUGCGUUGGGUGCUGCGAUCGCUGCUGGUUGUGCAAGCGGAAUACGAAAAUGGGACGUUAAAAUAGACGCGGCUGUUCCGAGUGAUACUUUUCUGCCUUCCAUCACGGAGGAUGAGCGAGACGUUUUGUUUUCUCAAUGGAGAAUGGCUAUAGACAGAAGUCUAGGUUGGGAGCCUUUAUUGGAUGAGGAUGAAGAGAUGGAAAAAAUUCAUGCGAUUACCGCACCGGCGAUUUUCAUCAUGGGUGCGAUGUUUUUACUCAUUGUUGCCAAGUAUAGGUCAGUCUUUUAACAUAUAUCUUACGUAGGAUAUUAAUUCCACUGAUAUAUCUCGUUAGUAGCUAUUUUGCGCAGUGUUGAUGCCGUAUCCAUGAUCAAAUUACCUUCACAGUAUGUGCAUUUAGAAUGUAGUUUAGGUAUGUAUAGGUAUUUUAUCGACUGUUUAAUGUAAGAAAAAUUCUAAGUUCAUACAACGUUUGUUAAAUAUACCCGCGAAAUAAAAAUUCACACAUUUU